Bemisia tabaci is the source of this 4770-nucleotide messenger RNA. RefSeq lists its product as uncharacterized. The record is from RefSeq and is a predicted model, not a curated record. Lineage: Eukaryota; Metazoa; Arthropoda; Insecta; Hemiptera; Aleyrodidae.
UGCGAGAGUGCUGUUUUAGUAAAGUCCCAAACGACGUUCCAUAUCUAACAUGCUCUAACAUGCUAGUUAUUAUUCUAUGCUCUAACCUUCCACACUCUCUGUAAUAUUUUGAUACACCCAUAUUCACCACUCCACUAUAGAAUGAUGAAUAAUGUUUUCUCCGAUUCUAUGACACCACCUGAUUACCUGUGUCCUGAGACAUGAAGUUUUAGCUCUAACUCUAGAUUGUACUUUACCCAACAAUGAACAACGAUUAUGUUCAUGCCACCCAGUGGGCUUUCAAUCUAUCAGCUUACCAAAAUAUGGCAAAUGAUGAAGUGGAUUGGGCCACUUUGGCACAGCAGUGGAUAAAAAUGAAAGAAACGUGCCCUCAAAUGACUGCUGCAAUGGUGGUUCCCCCUCCUCCUCCGCCUGUCAUUGGACCUACUAAUUCUGCAGUCCUUAAUAAAGAUCCCAACAAAGAGGAGGGUGAGGCCCCCAUGGAAAUGGAUAAUAUCAAAGAAGAUACAGAAAAUUCCAUUGCUAUUGGUGGUUUAUCAGGUGAUAGUCAAACUUGGGGACAGUGGAGUUCGAACUGGAAUCAGUGGAGCUGGGGUUGGGGGCAAGUUGAUCCAAAACUUGGAACCAUUUCUCCUAAUAUAGAUGCAUCUGGCUAUGGGGCUUCAACUCCAGCAUUUACACCUGCUGAAGUGGUGGCAACUCCAGCUCGCUCCUAUAAUCAGGAAUAUUGGACCGCACGUAAUUCUGAUUCAUACGUCAGAAACAAAGGAGAUACUUGGGCAAGCAGCUCCCGAAGAGGAUCAAGACGGCGCUCCAGAGAUCAGGAGAGGAAAGAGGAUACUGAAGACUCAGAGCCGCCUGUUUUAGAUGCUGCCAAAAGAAGGAGUUUACCCGCUUGGAUUCGUGAGGGGCUGGAAAAAAUGGAAAGAGAAAAGCAGAAAAAAAUUGAACAAGAACAGUUGAAGCAAGAAUGUCAAAAGCAAGCUCUAGAAAAUGUAAAACAAGCAAGUUGUCUGGAGCAAUCUAAUGACCCCAAAAUACUAAUGAAAAGUAAAUUUGAUUCCGAUUCUGAGGAUGAUGGAAAUGCAGAAGCUGAUGCCUCACAAACAUAUGAAAAAACACCAAACCCAAAAUUCAAAGGACCAUCUACUGUGAAGUAUCGUCGCGCAUUUCCAUCCAUUGAUCGGAUGCCUCUUUCAAAUGCUAAGUCAAAGGAACAGAUAAUGGAAGAAACUAUGCUGCAAGUUCGAAGAAUUCUCACCCAAAUACUGAUGGAGGUGACAACAUACGAGAUGGAAAAAGUGGUAAAUCAAGUUCAUUCCUUAAUGCAGAAAAAAGCUCCAGCACCGAGUAAUGAGAAGACCCCACAAUCGUCAGUUGUAACUGGAAAAUUAGGUCUGGGAAUCUACGACAGCGAAUCGGACAAUUCAUCUGGAGAGGAGGCUGUCCCGAAUACAAAAGAUGGCGAGGAAUCGGAUAGAGAAAUAAAGGAACGCAUAGUAAGGAAAAGGAAAGACUUUCAGAAAGUGGAGAGAGAGAUUGAAGUGCACAUUGAACAGCAAGAAGAGAAAGAAAGGAGGGCUCUUGCGAAUGAUGAUUCUGAGAAUAGUAUCAGUGAAAGUGAUGCCGAUGAAUCAGUCGAUGCGAGAAAUAUCUCCUCCAAAGAACUCAAGCCAAGGACUAGGCAACAAGAUACCGCCAACAAAGGGCAAGUACCUCGUAGCUUUCAGGCCCCUGCUGAACCACCGGGAGAAAGAUCGAAAACGCUGACAGAAAAUCUUACAGAUGAAACUUCUGAAAAUCGAGUUUUUGAAUCUAAAAGUUCAUCCCUGGAAAGAAGCAGGGAAAAAACUGAAGAAACAGUCAGAGGAGCAACUAAAGACAGAAGCAUAUCACAAGAUGCUGAUAGCUCUAGUACUUCCAGUGACUCAAGUUACUCAACCUCAACCUCUUCCUCUUCUUGUAGCUCCCGUAACAAACGAUCCAAAGCAAAGCUAAAGCUAAAGGCAAAAAAAGAGAGCAAAGAUCGCUCUCGCAGUAAGGGUAGUCGAGAUGAAGGUAGCUCUUACUCGCGUCAUGCAAAAAGGCUGAGUUCCGAGUCGCACUCAUCCUCACAGAGCAAACAUAAACGUUCCUCCAGUAGAGAGUCAAGAAUCCGAGCUAGCUCUAAAAGGAGCACACAUUCAUCGGAGAGAAGUAAGAAGCGUAACUUGGAUCGUUGCUCUCGCUCUGGCUCAUGGGAGAGAGAAAGGCAUAAAAGCAGGUCUCACAGUCGUAAUAGAUGUGGGAAGUCUAGGUCUCCACGCGCACAUAGAAGUAGCUAUAGGAGUCACAGUCACAGAUCUACUCACUCUAAGUCUAGUAGAUCUCCAUCUAGCAAGUACUCCCAGUUGAAUGAGGGUAAGACAAGGCAUGAAAAAUGGCGAAGGCGUUACUCCGACAGCUCCCCUGAGUAUUACUGUGGUAAAAAAAAGCAUCGUCGAAGGUGAAUAAAAUUUCCUUGUCAAUUAAAGGUUGCACUCUUGUUUUCCCUGAACAAUUUUUUUUAUUCUAGUGGUAUUGCUUCAAAGUAUGUUUUGAACUACAAAAACAAAAUCUGUUUCAUUUCGAAUGAUACCAUAACAGUAUGAUCUUGGUUAAACUACUCAGUGAAGCGUUCUCCAUCCUUUCUGCAUGAAAUAUUGGUUUUUAGAAAUAGUAAAAUUCCAUUGAGAGUGUCAAGAAUUUUGAUCAGUGGCUCAUUUUUUAUAAAAUCUUAUAUUUUUUUUUUUUUUGAAAACAAUUAUUGCUUACAGAAAAUUCUGCAAUGUCAGGUAUCAUAAAAGAAAUUCGAUCUUCAAAUGGUUUGAAUGUCUCUUGUGUGUCAUUAGUGAAAAUUCCGAGAUGCAAGCUAUUUAUUAAUCAAAUUUUGUGUAUUAGUGAUUUGAUGUACUGGACAGGAUUUUAGUUCGCAGAAUUUUUGUAAACAUGUUUUAAAAUUUCAAAAUGAUCUCUUUGCCAGGAGGAUAGAGAAGUGUUGAAUUGUAAUCUUAAGAGCCAUUUUUAUUAUGAAAUCAGCUAUACAUAAAGUUUCUUGGUGACAAAAGUUAGGAGUGAGUGAUUAAAUUAAAAUUGCAUUCAAGCAAGGUACAUCUGUGUAGAGAAGCGCCCUCUUUGGUAUCUUCUGGAGAAAGAGUGAUGAACUAAUUCUGAGGAAAGAGACUUGUCAGGCAUACUUUCAGCUUCAAAAGAAGCUGAAGCCUGUGAAAUCGGCCCAAAGAUUGCUUGAAAACUCAACUUUACUGCAAUAGCCCUCUAUUGCAGUACGCCUACCUAGUGGUGCUCCAGUGAAUGGCACAGCAGUUUCCCAACUUUUUCUCGGAGAGUGCUGGAAGAUCAGAAAAUGUAGAAUUAGUUUUUCAUCUUCUUAUUCUCAGUUUCAAAUGUUGAGUUUGUUAACAUUCUUGAUCAACCGGUUAGUGAGAAAAUUAGAUUUUUUUUGCAGAUCGUUUUCACCUCUCGCUGCGCCUUGAAUUGAGUAAUUCUUAUGUAAGAAUCAGUUAUUAAGUCGAAUGAGCUUGUCCAGUUAUUUUAAUUCUUGCAUUUUUGAAAAGUAAAGAAUGAACGUAGUUCACAGGAGUUUCCCUAGGUUUUUUUUAACAACAUCAAGUCACGAAAAUACGAGUUCAAAGUUUCUAGAUUUUAGUUUUCAUUUAAAUGAGUAUCGGCGAGAAAGGUAAGAUGGCGUGCACAGAGAUUGGUCCGGUCGCGGUUGCGUCUCGCCCGUGUCAUCCCUCUCGUACGAUCCAUACGCCGUGUGGGCGUGCGUGCGUUGAUAGGGCUAUACGAAGCACGGGUCGUGCAUGAAGGAUCAUACAGGCGUGACGCAACCGCGGCUGGACGGAUCCCUACGUGCACCAUCUAGCCUCUCUCGCCGAUGCGCGUUUAAAUGAAAACUUAUAUCACACAACUUUGAACUCGUUCAUCGUCGCUUAAUACCUUUCCAAAAUAUCGAGGAAAAUUCCUUUGAAUUAAGUUCACUCCCUGCUUUUCAAAAAACGCAAUGAUUAAACAUUAUUAAACAAGCUCAUUCCUCACAAGUAGGGAGUAUCAUAGUAAGCACAACAAACCACUCCCUGCGUGUCUAGGAUUUCCGAAACUAAUCUGUUAUGAGGCCAAGGAUCAAUAAAUAUCUUUGUAACUAAAUGAUACCAAAUGAGAACCUAGUAUCAGUUCCCUGAUGACCAUUGACUUACCAGAUCAUCAUGAUCAGUGUGACAUUUGAACUCUAUUAUAUUUUGGUCUAUAAGGUCAGGAGCGUAUGUCAUAAUAAAUAAACAUGGUGAAUACAAUCAAUCGGAUGAAAGGCGCCGCUUUAUCCACAACUGCUAUUACACUAGCAUGUUUUGGUCCUCACAUCUACGUGUGUUUUACUUUUUAAGCAUUAAAACUAAUGUUUCGCUUGAGAUUGUGGGCAAAAAGGCCUGGCAUAUCUCUCACUAAAGUUUCAUUUGAUGAUGACUGAUGACUCCUUAGGAAGGGUACCUCCUUUACCAUCAUAAUCUUUGGUAUUUACACUCUUACUCUCUCAGUCAGCUCUGCACAGGUUCUCGUCAGCCCGAAAAACAUUCAUUUUGCAGAUUCAAGAUGAAUUGAAUGUUGUAAUCACUCCCUGUCAGAGAUCUCAUUAUUCUAAUUUUACAAUUUAAAUCAUCAUCUUUUUUAAUGAUGUCAGCACUUCCUUUCUUUAGAAAUCAUGUUGAUGUAAGAGUAAACAAUUUUUAUUUAUUA